UCCCACGCCGGGCGCGGCGGGGGCGAUGGGCAAGUCCGGCGAGGAGGACUCGCGCCUCCGGUAGCGCCCGGCGGGGCUCGCUCCCUCCGGGAGCGCUUUGCUCCGGCGCGUUUAAGAAAGAGGAAGGGAGAAAAGCAUGACACGGAUUCUCCCGGGGAAGCGGAGGAAAAUGUACAUCCCGACGACAUGUAAGUACCCGGCGGCUCUGCCCGCUCUUCCCAGAUGUCUCCCGCGAGCAUGAGUCCAUGCAGAAGUUAAGUCCGCAGUUCCAGAGAAGAAAACCUGCCAGCCACCCCUCCACUCCCGGCCCUCCAACUCUGUCCAGCCUGGUCCUGACGAGAGAGCUCAACCCCGAGCUCCAGAUUGCUAACUGAUCCUGCAAGGACACUGCCCCCUGCCCUCUUCCCUGCCUCUGCUAUGGACACUUCUGCUUUUAGCCUCCCCACACCGGCAGUGUUGGAGGAGGGGAAUGCCUCCAGUAGCUGGGCAGGCUUUACUACCCCCAACAGCUCCUCCACUGUCAGCCCUGGUGUAGUUGUCAGUGGUGUCCUCAUCCCCGUGGUCUACCUCAUUGUCUGUGUGGUGGGAUUGGCUGGGAAUUCCCUGGUCAUUUAUGUGGUCCUGCGGCACUCCGUGAGCGAGUCGGUGACCAACGUGUACAUCUUGAACCUGGCCCUGGCUGAUGAGCUCUUCAUGCUGGGCCUGCCCUUCCUGGCUGCGCAAAAUGCCCUGUCCUACUGGCCCUUUGGUUCUUUCAUGUGCCGCCUGGUGAUGGCCGUGGAUGCCAUCAACCAGUUCACCAGCAUCUUCUGCCUGACGGUGAUGAGCGUUGACCGCUACCUGGCUGUGGUCCACCCAGGGAAGUCCUCCAAAUGGAGGACAGCACGGGUGGCCAAGGCCGUGAGUGCAACCGUGUGGGUGCUGUCUUCCAUAGUGGUGCUGCCCGUGGUUGUCUUCUCAGAUGUCCCUUUAGGGAUGAGUACUUGCCACAUCCAGUGGCCAGAGCCUGCCUCGGUGUGGAGAGCUGGCUUCAUUGUCUACACUGCUACCCUGGGCUUCUUUGGACCACUGCUGGUGAUUUGUCUCUGCUAUCUCCUGAUUGUCGUGAAGGUUCGCUCCUCUGGCAGGCGGGUGAGGGCUCUGUCCUCCAAGCACAAGCUUUCAGAGCGCAGAGUGACCCGCAUGGUGGUGACUGUGGUGGCUGUCUUUGUCCUCUGCUGGCUUCCCUUCUACGUCCUCAACAUAAUCAAUGUUGUCUGCCCGCUGCCAGAGGAGCCAUCCCUCUUCGGAGUCUACUUCCUUGUGGUGGUGCUGCCAUAUGCCAACAGCUGCGCCAAUCCCAUCAUCUAUGGCUUCCUCUCCUACCGCUUCAAGCAGGGCUUCCGCAGGGCCAUCUUCAGGCCAUCCCGCCGAGUCCAGAGCCAGGAGGUGCCAGCAUGCUCCCCAGAGAAGAUUGAUGACGAAAGGGAAGAGGGUGAGAUCAGCAAGAUCACCAGGAAUGGAAAUGACAGGCAGGAGCGCCCUCUAAGCAGCGGAGAAGGAAAAAGCAAUGAGCAAAAACCACUCCCUGAGGAGCCUGCGGGAUGCGAAAAGAGCAGCAAGUUGCAUGUCAGUUAUUUAUGAUGAAAGGAGUGGUGCAGGGGAAAGAGACAUUGGAACAUGGGAUCCCCUUCACCUUCUCUGCUUUCAAAGGCAAUGGGAGACAAUACAAGGGAAUAAUAAAGUCCAAGAGUAGGUUUAAAGAUGAAUAGGGCUCCAUGAUCUCAUGGAAGAAGCAAGGUGUUGUUCUUGGCUUUGGAAUAGGCAGCUGAAGUUUGUGUGGUACCAGUGUUACCAGAAAUUGGUAAAAAAUAAAAACUCCUUAACACUAA
Messenger RNA from Lonchura striata (white-rumped munia), 1871 nucleotides. It is a transcript of the gene SSTR3, whose product is annotated as somatostatin receptor 3. The record is from RefSeq and is a predicted model, not a curated record. Gene Ontology annotation, cellular component: plasma membrane; neuron projection. Lineage: Eukaryota; Metazoa; Chordata; Aves; Passeriformes; Estrildidae. Gene Ontology annotation, biological process: neuropeptide signaling pathway. Gene Ontology annotation, molecular function: neuropeptide binding; somatostatin receptor activity.